Fundulus heteroclitus (mummichog) is the source of this 5612-nucleotide messenger RNA. It is a transcript of the gene osbp2b, whose product is annotated as PH_OSBP_ORP4 and Oxysterol_BP domain-containing protein. Gene Ontology annotation, cellular component: cytosol; intracellular membrane-bounded organelle; membrane. Lineage: Eukaryota; Metazoa; Chordata; Actinopteri; Cyprinodontiformes; Fundulidae. The record is from RefSeq and is a predicted model, not a curated record. The transcript is spliced from 15 exons. Bases 595 to 2886 code for a protein of 763 amino acids. Gene Ontology annotation, molecular function: cholesterol binding.
GCUGGCACUCGUUAAACAAACUGUGCGUUAUCCCCGAAGAGCGUCGUGAAACGUCCACAGGACCACGUCUGACCUCACGCGUGCCAAAUGUUUAGGAAUGUGUAGAUAACGCCGUCACGUGGCACGGCUGUGACGCGCGCGCCGGACCGGCUGCUGGAAGCGGACUCGGCUCCAUUCAGCCAGCGGCGCUCGGACAGCGAGCACCGGAGGGUCGCUCCGCUCUCCUCCUCCAGCGGCGUGGAUCAGUCGCCAUGGUGAUAACGGCUCUUACGGGCACAGCGUCAACCGGCAACGGGGAAAGCUCGUAGGGACAUCCCUCCUCUGCUCUGCUCUGUCCGGCUCCUGUGUCCUGGAUCCGCGGCGGGCUGCACCGGCAAAGUGUCUUGGCAUCACUUCUCGUCCUUCCCCCGGAGUCAUGUGAAAGGGGUCCGCGGCGGUAGCUCUCGCCUUGUCAGACCGAGACCACCUCUCUGUCUGCGCGGACGUCCUCGCCCCGACAGCCGCAGUGGCGUAGUGGCCCCGUCUCCGCCGUCCCCUGCCCGGUUCGGUCCGGUUUGUCAACCUGCGCCCGUUCGGCGCACGGCGGAGCCGAGGAUGAGCGAGCUAGGGAAGGGCUCGGCGUCCGCUUCCACCGCGGCCCCGGCUCCCGGCUCGGACACCUACAAAGGCUGGCUGUUUAAAUGGACCAACUAUCUGAAAGGGUACCAGCGGCGGUGGUUCGUCCUUAGCAAUGGCCUGCUUUCCUAUUACAGGACACAGGCAGAGAUGGCUCAUACCUGUCGAGGGACAAUAAACUUGGCCACGGCACACAUCGACACUGAGGACGCCUGCAACAUUGUCCUGAGCAGCGGCGGGCGCACUUACCACCUGAAGGCGAGCACUGAAGUGGAGCGGCAGAGAUGGGUUACUGCGCUGGAGCUGGCUAAGGCUAAAGCCAUCCGCAUGAUGAACGACCAGUCUGAUGACUCGGGUGAUGAGGAACCCACAUCGCAGUCGGACCGCAGCGAGAUCCAGGGUACCCUGAAGAUACUUGUCAGCAAGCUUGACGACCUCAGCACUUGCAAUGACCUGAUCGCCAAGCAUGGAGCCGCCCUGCAGCGUUCCCUCAGUGAACUGGAAGGACUGAAGGUCCCAUUGGAGGGAGGCGAAAAGAUCAAGGCGGUUAACGAGCGAGCCACCCUAUUCCGCAUCACUUCCAAUGCUAUGAUCAAUGCGUGUCGGGACUUUUUGGACCUAGCUGAGACGCACUGCAGGAGAUUGCAGCGGGCGCUGCAGUAUGAGCGAGAGCAGCGUACCCACCUAGAGGAGACGAUCGAGCAGCUCGCAAAACAGCACAACAGCCUUGAGCGAGCGUGGAGAGAGGCGCCCACGCACGCUUCCAGCACACCCAGCGCCCCAGCCACCGGUCAGGGGAGUGAACGGGUGAACAAAGAAGACGCAAGUGAUGAAGAUGAGGAUACUGAGUACUUUGAUGCCAUGGAGGACUCCCAUGCUUUCAUAACGGUGACUGCCACCGACAGUACCCAGCACAGGCGAUCUCAGAGUAAUUUAAGUGGAGCGAGCGGGGGCCAGGCGAGUGACUGGAACCAGGACGACCAUAUGUCUCCGAGCUGUAAUGAUGUGUCAGGGAAGGAGCUACUGCCACGCAGACAAAGGCGGACUCAUAUCCCAGACAAGCCCAAUUAUUCCCUAAAUUUAUGGAGCAUCAUGAAGAACUGCAUCGGCAAAGAGCUCUCGAAAAUCCCUAUGCCUGUAAACUUUAACGAGCCUCUGUCGAUGCUGCAACGUCUCACCGAGGACCUGGAGUAUCACAAGCUUCUAGACAAGGCGGCACGUUGUGAGUCUUCCCUGGAGCAGAUGUGCCUAGUUGCUGCCUUUUCCGUUUCCUCCUACUCCACCACGGUCCACCGGACAGCCAAGCCCUUCAACCCCCUCCUGGGAGAGACCUACGAGCUCGACCGCCUGGAGGAAUUUGGCUACCGCUCACUAUGUGAGCAGGUAAGCCACCACCCACCUGCAGCUGCACAUCACGUGAUUUCCCAAAGAGGCUGGACCUUGUGGCAGGAAAUCACCAUCGCCAGCAAGUUCCGCGGCAAAUAUCUCUCCAUUAUGCCUCUGGGUGCCAUCCACCUGCAGUUUCACUCCAGCGGGAACCACUAUGUGUGGCGAAAGGUCACGUCUACGGUGCACAACAUCAUUGUGGGCAAACUGUGGAUUGACCAGUCGGGAGACAUUGAGAUCGUCAAUAACCGGACGAAGGAGACCUGCCAGCUUAAGUUUUCACCUUACAGUUAUUUCUCCAGGGAUGUUCCACGAAAGGUAACAGGUGUGGUAGCAGACAGCGGAGGCCAGGCUCAUUACAUCCUCUCUGGGACGUGGGAUGACAAAAUGGAAAGCGCUAAGAUCAUUCAGAGCAGCCGAGGAGGCAGCGGAUCGGAAGGGAAGCAGAAGACGGUCUAUCAGACGUUGUCCCCUAAACUCCUGUGGAAGAAAUACCCUCUACCGGAAAACGCUGAGAACAUGUACCACUUCUCGGCUCUGGCUCUGACCCUGAACGAGCCGGAAGACGGGGUGGCGCUGACCGACAGCCGGCUGAGGCCGGACCAGAGGCUGAUGGAGGAAGGCCGGUGGGACGAGGCCAACUCCGAAAAACAGAGGCUAGAAGAGAAACAAAGAGCUGCGAGAAGACGGAGGGAAGCAGAGGCUACAGAUGCACUGGAUGAAGAGUGUGAUUAUGACUCUGGUAGAGACUAUGAACGCUACCAGCCGCUGUGGUUUCACCAGAGGAGGGACUCUGUCACCGGAGAGACAAACUUUGUGUACAGAGGAGGUUACUGGGAGUCGAAGGAGAGAGAGGACUGGACCAUGUGCCCUGACAUCUUUUAGCUCAGGAACUCGCCCACCUCACCGGACGGGGACCCCGCCCCGCCUCUGGGCUGCUGGCAGUGGCACAUUAGCUGGCCAAUGAGCAUCACAUGGACCUUUAAGAGUGUCAGAACGCGUGUGUUUCACACAAUGUCUGAUUACACAUUACCUCCAAAAAGUUUUCUCGUUUAUUUUGAACUUGGAGAAGAAGAAGAAAAAAAAAAAACAGGGCGUUUCCUCAGCAGUCCUCCCUGCACAGUGCUGAUACUCUGCUGCUCCACGAGUAAAACUCACAAUGCACUUUUUCCAGAAUUUACUCCACUACAGAUUAACAGCAGCUGGACAGAAGCUGGUAUGAAUGCAGGUUCUUAUCGGUCUGAAUAAAUCACUAAGAGUCACACUGAGAAGCAGCGGUGUUGAAAACACGUGUCGGUAUUUCCAUUUGAAGACGAGCAUCCUCACACGUUACGUCAUUCGAUAAAACUCAGUUAUCUCAUUUAAAACUAAACUAUAAAUCCUAAACUAUCUUUUUAAAUUGAGAGGAUUACAGUCAGGAUGAUUGUUAAAGAAAAGUUGUGACUAUACUGGGCAGACUAUAUGAUUGAUGAUUAUAUGUGGAGACCAAAAAGUCAAACACUGAACUCCCAAACAGAGUUUAGAAAUAGCAGAUGAGACAGCUCAAGUGCAAUUACCAGAAAAUCACACAAGGGAAAUAGUCAAUUUUCAAGUAAAUAGUUUUUUAUAAUUUGAAAACCAGGCUGCCAAAAGAUUCUACUAAUACAUAUUAAAUAAAAAGAUAGAAAAAACAACAAAAAAAAGAAAAAAAAAAGUAGUGAGUUGGUCAGAUUUUGUACUUUGUUAAAAUGAAAUAUUUUUUUAUUUUCAGCAUUGCUUUAUCAACAGAUAAUCAGGCAAAUAACGUUCAGUUUUACCAAGACGAGUGAUUUAUUUGAUUUUACAUGCCACACACCAGGAAGCUUAUUUUAUUGGAAGUGAAAGUUGGUGUUUCUCUCAACACAUCCCUGUAGAAAUGGAGUUGCUGGGUUAAAGAGACCCUUCAUGUAAUCACGGAAAAAUCACAUUUAAUGGGUACUUUAUAUACACAUUUUAAAUAAACGUUGCCUCUUUGAUCCAUUUCGGUCGUUCAAACGUCCUCCAGAUAUUUUCCAUUUGUGGUUGUGAUUGGCUUUACUAACUAAUGAUAGUUCAAAUCUUUAACUGGCUCCCAAUAUGUUUUGCAUUAUUGCAACAUCAGAACAUUUAUUUCACAUUUCCUGAAGUCUUCAUGAAGACCUUUGAAAACUUUUAUCGUUGUUGUGGACUUUGAACAUUGUUGCUUUUUUUUCAGCCCGUUGGUCAAAAUCUGCGGGAAGGUGCAGGAUAAUUUCCGAUCAAUGUUAAUAAUACUCAAAAGAAAAGAUCAACUGUUUAUGCAUUUUAGACUAAGAAGAAUUUACUCAUCACCUUUACCAAUGUUACGGCACUAAAUGGGUGCUGAUCAUUUCACCUCUUCGCCAAUUCAUACCUUUGUACUUUUUGUAGUUUUGUUGAUUGUGCUGCGGGACAUUUUGCAACACACACGUGUCGGUUUCUACUCACUCGGUGAUGAUUUAAAACCUUUUUCUAUAACCCAACCAUGAUAAGAAAGCAUUACUAUACAGCUUUAAUGAAUAAUAUCUUCCAGAAGGAGUUCCUCAUUUGCCACAUUCAUCUGUUACUGGCCCAAAUUACUAAAAUACAUCAUAAGUGGGGUGUAAUUUCAGCUCUUUUGAAUAUAUACAAAUAUGGAAAAAAAAUCAUAAAUGAGAUUUAGACCUUCAUUUUUUCCUUUAAUUAAAUUAAAGAAACCAUGUUCACUUGUGCCAACAGUCACAAACAUCUGCCGUAGAGUUGAAACUCAAAAAUGGUUGAGAACUACUGGACUAAAAGUUAGAGCAGAUCAUCGAUGUUUAGAAAUCUCUCAUCAUGUUGUUCAUCUUGUUCUCUGGCGCCCCACACACAGCGACACCCUCAGUAACCCCCCGGUGAUUGUUCAGCUUGAAUAAAGUCUGCACCUCAUCGCCGGUGCAUUCAUUAGUCGCCACACACAGAGCAACCUGCGGCGCGUUGGCCUUUUCCUACUCGACUCCCACCUCUUCCAUCACGGCUGGCUCUGAUGUCACCGUAAGGGAUUACCGAGUCUGCGUGAGGAGCUCCGGUGGCCACAGAGGCAGACAGGGCUGGUUCCUGCUGCGCUCCGCUGUGCAGUCGGCCUCCGCUGCUGCUCUUCCAACACCAAAUCAUCACUCCUUCACCGUUUGUGGACAUGCUGAUCUGGCAUCAGCACGCAGGGGUAACCAGAGUCUUUAUUGCCUUUAACUGACUGAAUAAGGGAACGAAGCCCCUGACCUGUGCACUACAAGUCUAUGGUGACAAGAGUUUAAAAAAAAAUAAAAUAACAUAGUAUUUUUUUGUAAUUAUUGUUAGGAAUGUACAAAUCAUGGCUGGAGGUAAUUGUACCGACCAUCUAGCCAACUUGUGUGAAUAUUUUGUGAUAAAAUAAUAUUGUAAAAUGAUUAAUAAUUCUACUAAACUAAGUGUGACGUAUCUGUACAGAAAUGACUGAAAGAGCCUGAAGGAUUUACUGUCACUUUUAAUUUCUAACUCGGACUGAUUCUGUAUACAUGAGUUAACCCAGAGGCUUCUGUAAUUUGGCCAAAAAAAAAAAAAAAACUGUCUCAACACAAUAAACUGUGUUUUUGAUAGAG